AUGGUGUCACACGUGAACAAGAUAUCAUACCCUGUAACAAUCAACGAACCAUGUUACCUUCCAAUAGCUCUCCCCGUUGAUUGUCAACAUUCCAAGAUGGCUUUUAGUUUAGUUGAGCACAUCGCCUGUAACCUGCGGAGGCCCGAUAACACUCUUAUUGGACGAGUGGUAAAGAUGUCAGGAAAUGUGCGAUGCUAUAAAGAGAAGCGGCACGUUUGUGCAGAAAUAGAACCCGACCAUAAAGUGUUAGAAGUUGGCUUUGGACCAGGUAUUGGGAUUGAAGAGGCAUGCAAAUAUGUUAAAGGAGGAAAAGGGAAGGUUUACGGAAUCGACAUCUCACAAGAAAUGGUAGCCACUGCGACUAAACGCGCUGAAAAGGAAAUAAACGACGGAAAGGUGGAACUGAUUAACGGUGAUGUAGCAGAUUUGUCUCGUUUUGGGUCCAGCACAUUUGACUGUGUUUUUCAUGGCAACUGCUACUAUUUCUGGCCCGAUAUGGAUAAGGCGACACACGAACUCUACCGGGUAAUGAAAACAGACGCUGUUAUGAUAUCGACUAUGAAUUACGAGCGUGCAAAGCGCAUGCAGGGUCUAGGGCUUUUGCGAUAUGGAUAUCCUGAUCAAGGACGUUAUAUGAAAUCGUUGGAAUCGUGUGGAUUUGGAGGCGUACGUGUAGAAAAAAAUGAAAAAUAA
Molecule: messenger RNA, 693 nt
Organism: Ylistrum balloti
Lineage: Eukaryota; Metazoa; Mollusca; Bivalvia; Pectinida; Pectinidae
Product: ubiquinone/menaquinone biosynthesis C-methyltransferase UbiE-like
Exons: 5
Coding region: 1-693 (230 amino acids)
Biological process (GO): sterol biosynthetic process
Cellular component (GO): endoplasmic reticulum
Molecular function (GO): sterol 24-C-methyltransferase activity
Source: RefSeq, a predicted model, not a curated record